AUGCGUGACAAAUAUGCAAAUUGCAGGACAGUUGGACGGUCUGCGAAAGAGAUAGAGAAGAUAAGUUUCAAAGUGAAGCUCUCAGGUCCCACCAAACUUUGCAAGCCAACUGCUAUGCUGUGUAAAACUGAUGGUUUACUGAGACUGAGCUUUGAGUGUGAUCAGCUGAGAAAGAUGUCAGGUUUCAAUAAAAAGGGUCUGCAUAUGUUGGUGUAGUCCGCCCAUAAAAGAUGGCAGCAUUAGAGGCUGAGUCGUCAGCAUACAAGUGUGAUGGCUGUAAUCAAGGCUUUUCUGAGGAACGCAACUUUAUGCUUCACGCCCUUUCUUGCAUUGACCUUGCGGAACUUGAUAAGAAAGCAGGUCGACCGAAGCGUAGCUAUGAUAUAGCAGCCCCAGCCCCGGAUAUACCUAAGACAGAUAAUCCCCCUGGUAUUAGCAUGAAAGACUCCUCAACUGCUGGCAAUACAGCAAUUAAUAAGGCAGAUUCUGUUCCCUCCAAAGACACUUCAGAAUCUAAACCUAAUAUAGAGACAGCUUCCUGUGAACCACAGACGAACAACAAUAUUAAAAGUGCUACUCAAAUUGAAAAGACUAAUCUUGGUGCAACAGCUCAAAAUAUAGGCCCAAGUGAUAAUAACAAAGCAGCUAUUAUAACCACUGGUGAUAUAAAACAUGAUACACCAAUUAAAGAUAUUGCUGAAACCAGCACGCCAAAAGCUGUUGAUGAAAUUCCUAAAGUGCUGCAAAGACCAGGCAAUAAGGUUGAAUCUGUUGUUAGAUUCUCUUCAAAGGACUUCGAGAAAGUUUCGAACAAUAGUGGUACUGACAGUGAUACAACAAUACCUGAUAGAGACACUCCCACUGUGAACACUAGCAAGAAACGAAAAAUAUAUAACAAAGGCAAAGGUCUAGAUUCCAUUGUUCAGAAGCUAACAAGCUCAAUUGCUCAUAAAACAGAAUCAAAGAAACUAAGCGAAUCUUUGACUCCUGACAAUAGCAGUAAAUCUGCAUCAGUGAUCCCUAGUAAUAGUGGAACUACAACAAUUCCUGAAAAGAUUGUACCUACAACAAUUGCUGACAAAACUGUACCUAAAACAAAUAUCCCUGAUAAAACUGUUCCAACAACAGAUAUCUCUCGCAAAAGUGAACCUACAACAAAUAUACCUGACAAAAGUGUACCUCCAACAACCAUCGCUGAUAAAGGUGUAGCUACAACAAAGAUAUCUGACAAAAGUGUACCAACAACAAAGCUUCUGGAGAAAGGUGCACCUGCAACAAAGACCCCUGACAGAAAUGAAACUAAAUCAAACACUGACAAUAAAUGUGAUAUUUUACCAGGAAAAUCUGUAACAUCAGUUCAUGGUGGACAUUUGAAUGCUUCAAGUGGGGAAAAGGCAACUGAAACUAAAACUUCAUCUUCUAGUUUACAUAAAAUGUCUUCUCAGAAGAAGCCAGAUGUUUCAAAAUCUGCUUCAGACAAUGUUAAAUCAAAUGGAAAAAACAUUUUUGAAUCCAUAAAAUCAAAGGACGAUUUUAGUAAAUAUGAGCAAACUUCAGGGACAAGUAAAACCUCAAGGUCAGAUGUAUAUUCACAUUAUAUGUCUCCUGGUCCCAGAAGUAGUAACAUGACACCUUUUGAUAUUGUAGAAAUGGUAUACAGACCAAGUUUAGCAUCUGAAGAGAAUAUAGCUAGACGUAGUCCUGUAUUGGGUGAAAAGAUACCUAGUUCUAAGGGCUCUGUAAGUUCAAAACCCCCUCCAUCAAGUUCCAGUCCUUCUGGGUUCAAUUCAAAAAAAAUAGUUCCCAAGUCUAGUGUUUCUGAGACUAAAUCACAAGAUCUCUACCGUAGCAGUAUCAGCAAAGAUCCAUUAGGUAGGAGUGAGAGCCCAAGAAUGAUCUCUUUAUUACAUAGUUCCAAGGCUCCAAAAUCUCCUAGUUCAGAUGUUAAGGUAGCUUCCAGCAAGUCUGUUUCUACUUACAAAACAUCAACAGCAGUUAAACAAGGUCCAAGUGUUGGUGUUAAGAAGAAUUCAAAUGUUAGUUCUGUCAUAGAUAAACCAAGUAUGAAGAGCUCUUCAUCAGCAAGUGGGAAGCAUAAUUCCUUUGAUAGUAGUAAGACAAAAUCUGUUGAAAGUAGCAAGUCAAAAUCUGUUGAAAGUAGCAAAUUUAAAUCUGUUGAAAUUAGCAAACCAAGAACUGUUGAAAGUAACAAUUCAAAAUAUGAUGAAAUUAGCAAGUCAAAAUCUCUUGAAAGUAGCAAGUUGGUAUCUGUUGAAAGUAGCAAACCAAAAUCUGAUGAAAUUAGUAAAUCAAAAUCUCUUGAAAGUAGCAAACCAAAAACUGUUGAAAUCAGCAAGUCAAAAUCUGAUGAAAUUAGUAAAUCAAAAUCUGUUGAAAGUAGCAAACUUAAAACUAGUGAAAGUAGCAAGUUGAAGUCAAGUGAUGGUGAAUCUAAAAUUAUUAAGCCAGUGACAAAGAAGGGUGAUGGAAAAGAGAAGGCAACUAAAAAAGAAGAUAUGCCUCGUCAGCAGACUGAAACAAGCAAAAAGUCAGAACAAAUAGUAAAAAAGUUAUCAAAGGCAAGUGUAUCUGAUCCAUCAACAUCAGGAUUUAGUCAAAAGAAGGUAGAGACCACACCACCUGCUGUAAUUGCACCACCUGUAUUAGAUGCUCCACAACUUGAUCAAGCAAAAGAUGUGCAAGUAAAAGAACUUAAGUCUGGAGAGGAGCCAUCUCCAGGAGAAACCAAUGACCUUGAUAACCCCCCUACUUUAGAGAAAUUUGACCCUUUGAAAAAGUUCAAAUGUAUCAAGUGCAACUUCAUUGCAUAUUCAGUCACUGACUUUGCGAAACAUCUCAGUAAUCUGGCACAUAUCAAAGGUGUUAAAAAGUUUGAGGCUUUGAGAAAGAAGGAAAAGGCCAAGAAAGUCAAAGAAAAGUUGAAAAAGGGAAAGGUAACUAAAGCAAAAGAAUUAAGAAAAGGAAAGUUGAAGGAAAAGAAAUUGAAGGCCAUUGUGAAAAAACAGUUGAAAUCAGGAAAAAUUCUCAAAACAAAGACUAAAACAUCAAAUCAGGUGAUAGCUAAUAAAGUAAAGAAAGCGGCUCUUAAAGCAAAGCAAAAACCAAAUUCUAAAACAGCCCAGUCUAAAGCUGUGGAUACAACACCAAAACAAGAAACAACUGGUGUGAAGAUAGGGACUCCCAUGAAAAAUUCAAAUGGUUUCAAAUGCAGCCACUGUGACUCCUGGUCAACACCAUCAAGGCCAACAUACAAUCGGCACAUGAUGAGUCAGCAUGAUGUGCUUAUGUCAGAUUUCUUUUUCUCCUGCACAUAUUGUGAAUUGCGCACUACUGAUGGAUAUGACUUCAACCGUCACAUCAAUACAACUAGACACCAUGAGAAUGCACCAAAGAGUGCCGGUAAAACGAUUGAACGGUACAAGAUCACAGCUGAAGAGGCUCAAUCAACAGCUUUUACUCAAUUAAAAUCACCCUCUGAGGUUAAGGGAACAUCUACAGAUAAAAACAAGGGACAAAUUAAGAAAAAUGUGAAAUAUAAGAAGGACAUCUCAGCUAAAACAUCAAAACUAGGAAAAAGCACAAGAGCUUCCAAAGAUCCAAUUAUACGCCCAAGAGGUCGACCAAAGGGAAGUAUGAAUAAACCUUCUGUCAGUACUAAGCAAACUUUGAAAUUUGGAAAGACUAAAAGCAAAGCAGAUGAUCUUGAAGAUGAUGAUGAUGGUGAUGAAGAUGAUAUUGUUCUCUCUAAACUGGCUAGUGGAGAGAAGGAAGAAAAUAGUGCGGAAAGUAACAAAGAAAUUCCCAAACCUACUGAGACAGAGGACGAUAACAAUUUAUCUGCAAUUUCGAUUGGAUCAGCUUCAUCUGACCAAGAUACUACAACUGCUAUUAAUGAAGAAUCUGAUAUUACAGCAAAGAAGUCUACUUUAAAACACUCAAUUCAGCCAGUUAAACCAAGAGGAUUGAAAUCCCUGUCACGUUUUCCAGUGAAACCUAUAUCAGUAAAAGCUAAGAAAAAUAAAUUUAUGAAGAAAGAAAUACCCAAGAGGAGGUCAACUCGGUCAGGAAAUGCACAGCAAGAUGAUAUUAAAUCUGAAGGAACUGUGGACCAGACCAGCAGUGAAACCAAAGAGGAGCCAUCUGAAUAUGACACAGAAGAUGCUUCUAAAUCAGUUGAUAAGAGAACUUCAGAUGGUGUAGACGACCUCACUGAUUCAGAUGAAAAUAUUCCAAAAACCAGAAAAUUUGAUGAACCAGAAGAUGAAGUAUCUGACCAGAUUAAUCAAAAAUCUGAAGACAUUGAAAAUGAGUCUGAUAAGGAUAAAGCAAUUGGAAAUGAUGCCAUAGAAAGUGAUAAAGGUAAGACCAGAAAAGGAAGAAGGUCUAAAAAUAUAAAAACUGAACCAACUGAAAUUGAAAGAAUUGAGCCAAAAGAUUCAGUCCAAGAUGAUUCUGAAACUGAUAGCAUCAAAGAAGCCGGAAAGAUUAAGCAAGGUGAACCAAAAACCAGAAAAAGAAGGAUACCAAUUGAGCUCCCUCCUCUGACAAGAGAAAUAAAGAAGCGUAAUGUGAACAGCAUAUAUAUGAGACCUGCUAGACCUACACGAGAAGCUAAGUCAGCAACAUCAGUAUCUCAAAAGAAAGGAAAACAGAGAGUGGACGCUAGAAAUGAAUUGUUUGAGAAAAAUGACGGUCCAAAUGGAAAGAAAGGGACAAAUUCUAAUGGAAGAACUGAGAAACCCGAACCAGUGCCUGUAACGAGGUAUUUUAGAAAAGAUAUUGAGGCAAAACUCAAAAGGAAAUUUGUACUCCAAGCUCAAAAUAAGAAAGCAGUUAAACGAGGGAUGGCUUUAAGAAAGAAAGUUGAAAAACCUAUCGCAAGGCUGACCCGUACUAAUGGAAAACCUCAGGUUAAGAGUGCACCAACCAAAGUUAAGAAAAAUACUGAAAAGAUCAAAAGUAUUGUUGAAGAUCUGAAGCCUGUUACAGUUGAGAAGACUGUAUCAACUCCAGAGAAGAAUGUGACCACAACUCCUAAUAAGAAAUCUGGUGGGCAAAUAAUAUACAAAUGCACAAUGUGUGCACCAAGCCACCAGUCUAAAAACCGCUACGAUUUCACAAGGCAUUUAAAUUCCAAACUACACAUCAGCAAUGCAGAAAAAAUACCAGGUGCAUUGGAUAUGGUUGCUCUUGACUUUGUGAUUUCCGGAACCCCUCGUACCCUCCCAAUUCCAACAGCAAAGCACCAAAUGAAACCUCGAACACUGCUCAAAACUACUAAAUCACAACUAAUUCUGAAUAAAGCCAAAUUAAAGGCAAAUCAAAGGGUACAAAAAUCAAUAUUGAACAAAACAACUAAAAAACAAAAGCUCAGUGAUGAUACCUCAGUGAUUCCUGAUACUGUUGAUGAUGAUAACAUAACUGAUGAUGUAGAUGUGAAACCUAAAGCAAGAGGUAGAAAGAGAAUGGCACCUCCGUCAUCAACCAGUAAUGAGAACUCCAAAAAAGCAAAGCGAGGUCCUAAGAAACAAACUAAAGAUGGUUCUGAUACUGGAAAAGGAAGCAGGAAAUUCAGCAUCGAAGAAACUGUGAAAUUAGUCUCUGUAACAAAACCUGAUGAAGAAGAUCUAGAGGACCUUCAACCAGAUCCAAAUGAGGAUACCGACAAAAACACACUUCACCAGCAAAUAGAAACCCAAAACAUGGCACAUAAUUUAUCAAAUAUCGCAAAUGGAAAUUUGGUAUCAACUGAUGCCAAAGCUAGUGAUGUUGCCAUGGAAACUGUGGAACUAAAUGAUGAUUCAUUCGAAGAUUCAUGGCGUAAUGCACUCAAGGCUGAAAAUGAUAUUGACAUUAGUGAACGAAAUGCUACAUUAUUCUUUUCUGAUAUGGACACUCAAGUUGAGAAGGGGGACCUCAUCAAUGUUGACAAAUCGUGCAUUUUAUAUGCCAAGGAGGCGGACAGUGUCUUAGGCCCAGUUGAACCACCAACAAGAACAAAAGAUGGCAGCACAGAUUUCAAUAAUGAUCUACUCCAUAGCAACAGUAACACAACCAAUCAAGGCAUCAAUAAUGAUAGUAGCCAUAACAACAGUGAAACAACCAACCAAAGCAUCAGUGGUAAGAACACAACAGGAUCACCCUCGAAGGGGAAACAGUCUGCCAAGAAAAGCACCACAAAAAACAAGGCCCUCAAAAGAAAAUCUAGUGUCACGAAGAAAAACACAUGUGGUAAGAGGAUGAAAACUGAAAAAAGUGCAACAACUGAUCUUAAUGAACCUCCAGUAUUAGAAAACAUAUUUGCUGAUCAGAACCAAGAUGAUAACACCAGUGCUUCCAGUGACAUUUGCCUCAAAGUUGAACCUGGUCUAGAGUUGGAAAACUCUUUUGUACCAUCCAUGGGGAUUGAAGGUGCUGAAAAUAAUCAUGAAAUGAGCAACUUUAAUCACGUAGCUACCCCAGCAACGCCAAAUAUGGACCCUAAUAAUUUACAAAAGUUGGAAAUGGAUCAGAAGACACCAUCUGAGAUUCCAAAAGACUUUCAGAAAAUAUUGCCAAACAAAAAUAUUCUUGAUAAACCUAUCAUGCAUUGUUCAUCCCCAGGAUGCAAUUUCAAGGCUACCAACAAGACUUAUAUAGUAAGACAUGAGGCAACACUUCAUCACAUCUUAAGAGAUGGCGUCAAAUAUCUCUCAUGUGAAAAGUGCAACUAUGUAGUCAUGUGCCAGAGUGAAUUAGAUCGCCACUUAAAGAGCAAAUGGCAUCUUACAGGAGAAAAAGGAAAAUUACUAGGCAAGUCUAUCAGUACCCCUGUACAGAAGUUGUACAGUGGUGUACCUAUUGAACAAAUAGAGUAUCAGAAGAACCAAGUAGGAGCUAAGACAAAAAAGAAAGCCAAGAGGGUAAAGAAGGAAAAGAUUAAAGUGAAAAAGGAAAGGAUUAAGGUUAAAAAAGAAAUAGUUCAAAAGAUUAAAAAUGUUAAAAAGAAAGCAACUACUACACUUAUGAAAAAGUCUGUUGCCAAAGCCAAGAAAGUGCAAAAAAUAAAAAUCAAGACUGAACCAAAAGAUCCAGAUGCAAUGGUAUAUAAUAUAAAGAAAGAAGAUCGCCAGAAGGUAUGGGAAGCGAAAGGUAAAACCUAUAAAGGAAAAUUUAAAAACGCAAGUGAAGCACUAAGAAAUAAGGAAACUGGAUUAUUUCACUGUUUAAAAUGUCCCUUCAAGACCAAUGUUCAGGGAAGCUACAAUCGGCACAUGGUCAGUUUCCAUAAUGUUAAUGCUGGUGUAGUAUAUGAAUGUCCUUUGUGUGACCUUAGAACCACUCAACGGUAUGACUUUGGGAGGCACCUGCUCUCCCAAAGACACCAGAGUCUUGCUGUUUUACAACAGAUCGGUGACAAACCCCCAGAAUACUUCAAAGUAAUCAAUGAAGAUGCGAUGACCCCAAGUGGAAUUCGAAACCAAAUGGAGAAUACAAGAUCAUACAAAGAUCCUAAACCUAAGUAUAACAUUGCAAACUCAUCUUUCUAUUCAUCCCCCUCCCCACCCAGAGCCAACAUAAAGAAGGGAAAGUCACCUGUUCAACAAGCAGCAUAUAAACCAAAACCUCUAUCUAAAAAGACAACCCCCAAGACAAAGACACCAAAGAAGGUGAAACAGGAGAUGGUGCAGAAUGAAAGCCUGUUUGUGUCUCCAAAAAGGGAAGUAAUUGAUGAGGUGAAUCCAAAUAUUGAGCAGUCAGAUAGUGAACUUGAUGAAUAUGUUGUUUAUCUCCCGGCUGAUGGAAACCUCACUGACGAAGCUGAUGAAAUGGAAAACUUUGAAAACAACUCAAACAAUUUUGAUUUGGUUGAAUUCAAAGCUAGCAGCUUAAAAGAAGACAUGACAAAAUCAUGGGUUAAAAAUAAUAUUGGUGGCGAGGAUGACACUGAUCAUGGGGUUCCAGCAAGUUCUGCUCUGGAUAGUCUUAUACACAAUACAACAGUUACUGUAUAUGAGGAGAAUCAAGAAUCAGCCACAACCAUUGGGAUGAACCUAUCCUGUGGAUGUCCCAGUGUGGACCGUUGCCAUUGCAUGGAUGAUAUGGUCGAAGUUGUUGAUAAUUCAUCAAAUGUUACUGAAGAAGAUCUGAAAAUUGUUAAUAUCGGUGAUAAACUCAUAGAACCAGCUAUGAAAUGGGUUACUUUGGUUGGGAAGGAUUGGAAACGUGAUCUGUGUGAUUUUGAAAAGGAGGCUGAGACUCAAACUUUGAUUUUGACUCAAACCUAGAUUUUAACCAGUAUUGGACUGCUGUUAUUUUAGUUCUUUGAAUAAUUAGAUUAUCAAACUAGGCUAUUUUUAAUGUAUAUGUAGGGCUCCUUUAGUAAUUAAAUAGAAUGGGUUUGACUUUAUCUACAAGAUGCAAUGCAGGAAUUCUUAUUAAAAAUAUUGCAGAGUAUAUCAAGAAAGCAUGCAAUAAUUAUGAUCUAAAGGUGACAUUUUGCAAUAUGAUUUAAUGUAAAAAAUGUUUAUUAAUGUACAAGUGAGUUUCAGCAUAGUAGUAUGUUGUCAGGAAAAAUGAGUAUGGAAGAGUUUUGGUUUGUUUAUACAAAUGGUUCAUUUUUGAGUGAUAGAUAUUCACAGAUUCAUACAUGUCCUCAAUAGGCCUAUGUCUGUGUAAAUAUGUAAAUAUCUAAAAUGUAAAUUGAACAAGCCUUAGAACAUAGGAAUUAAGAUUCAUUCUAGCAUUCAUACUUCUUUGUCUUAGGUCCAACUUGAACUAGCAUCGAGACUAAACAUUUUUGGAUUAUUUUUGUUUGAUGUUGAUUGGAAUUAUUUCUGUUAGGUUUAGGUUUCCACUUUUAGGUGAUCAGAAAAUGAUGAAUUGUAGCUAUUUUAUCGGAUUUAUUGGCAGUUGUAUUAAGAUGAAAAAUUACUGAUUGCACAAAAUUAUAAAGUUCAUAUUCAGGUUCAUACAUUCGUAUAAGUUGUUCUACUGUAUCACCUCAAUAUCAAUUGUUAUAUAUUUUCUAAAACGUCCACCAAAUUGAAAACCUGCAUACUUUCUAAAAGGGCUCUGACUUAAGCCAAUAGUAUGUUGCUACACAAAGAAAAAUGACAGCCAACAAUAAAACUAAUAUGCUUACUAACCAUGUUUAUUCUGGUGGUAGAAAUACAUGGUUUGUGUUUUUUUACAUGAAUGUAUUUUAGAGUACUCUAGUAAUAAAGUUUGUAAAAUGAAAUGUUUAUAAUUUGUACAUUUUCAACCUGUGUCUGGGUAUAUACAUUAUAUUAUAGUGUAUCUCUGUAUACUUUCAUAUAUUUGUUGAUUUUCUAAGAUUGUGUUCUAAAAUGUUGUCAGAAAAGAGUGGUCAGAUAUAAAUACAUGUACACCUGUACACUGAAACCCUGUAAAAGUAAGGAAUUCCUAACUGUAAAAAGACCUCCAACAAUUUUUAAAAAACACUAAUGUACUGUAAACAUUAUUUUGAAAACCAUUCUAUGUACUCAUUGUUCUUCCCAGAAUUUUAUCUCAUGUGGGUCCAAAAUGCCACCUGUAAGCAAUAUACAAGGUGUCCAGUAUUAGAGUAAUAGUAUUUGUAUCUUUACUUUCCAGUCCUGUACUUGUGUAACAGUUGUUAAAAUUAUAUUUUGAUCUAAGAAUCGAUCAUGUUAAAACAAUCUAGAAAGGUUUGUAUUAAAUUGAACAUGUUAAUUGAAAGCAUGUAGAUCAUGUAGAUAGGCUUUAAGUGACUUGUUGAAAUGACCAUGUAAACCAUGUUGAUAGGCUCCAUGUUGAGUGGCUUGAAACCACGUUGAUAGGCUAUGUGUAUUGUGUUGAAAUCAUCAUGUAAAUUAAAACCAUUGAUAAUAGCUAUGUAUAAUGUGUUCAAAUUACCAUGUUGAUAGCCUAUGUGUAUUGUGUUGAAAUUAUCAUGUAAAUUAAAACCAUUGAUAAUAGCUAUGUAUAAUGUGUUCAAAAUACCAUGCUGAUUGCAUAUGUGUAGUGCAUUGAAAUGAUUAUGUAAACUAAAACCAUUGAUAAUAGCUAUGUGUAAUCUGUUCAAAUUACCAUAUUGAAAGGCUAUGUGUAUUGUGUUGAAAUUAUCAUGUAAAUUAAAACCAUUGAUAAUAGCUAUGUAUAAUGUGUUCAAAAUACCAUGCUGAUUGCAUAUGUGUAGUGCAUUGAAAUGAUUAUGUAAACUAAAACCAUUGAUAGCUAUGUAUAAUGUGUUCAAAAUACCAUGUUGAUAGGCUAUGUGUAUUGUGUUGAAAUGAUCGUGUAAAUUAAAACCAUUGAUACCUAUGUGUAAUGUGUUCAAAUUACCAUGUUAAUAGUUUCUAGGCUAUGUGUCUUAUGUUGUAAUGAUCAUGUUAAUUAAUGGCUAUGUGUAAUAUGCUGAUACCAUGUUAAUGGACUACAUGUAAUGUGUUGAAAUUAUCAUGUUGUGUAAUGUGUUAAAAUGAUCAUGUUAAUUAAAAUCAUUGAUAAUAGCUAUGUGUGAUCUGUAAUGUGUUUGAUUGAUCAUGUAAAAACCUUGUAGAUAGGUUUAAUAAGUAGGUAUACAUAAUGAGUUAUAUUCAUUCAAACUAAUAACUAAUAAAUGAGAAAAUAUGAUUAAAAUGGUUAAAAACCUGCAGAUUAAGAUUUAUUAAAGAAAUGUAAAUAUGCUAUAUGAAGUUUGUAAAUAUAAUGUAAUAAAUACUAGACACCAUAUACACCAGUAGAGUUAGAAAGCAAAUUAAGCAGCAGCAAAAAAGUAGAGUUUACAAAUGUACAAUGUUGGAAGCCAACUUUACAACAAAAAACAUACCAGUGUUUCCUUUACUACUCUAAUUCUACUAUUCUAUUAUUUGAAAAAAUCAAGAUGCUGUAUCUGAUCAAACAUAGAAGUUAUUGAAGAUUUUAGGCCAUGAAUGAAAUUAGAGAUAUAAUUGCACUGAGAAAAUGGAAUAUUCUAAAAUUGUGACAAACAAUCAAAAACUUUCAAGUUUAUUUCUCUUGUCUUUGUUGCCCCUUUAAGAAAACAAUUUGAUCAUUAAGUACAGGAAAACUGAACAAGAAGCCACUGUCUUGGCUAUUUUCUCAUACAUUGAACAAACUUGCUUUGCUUCGUAAAGGACAGAUCAGAGUAUUGUACAUUUUGAAUAUCAUGUUAAGGAUGCUUUUAAUACUAUUUUCUGAUGAUAGAUGGCAGUGCUUCACAGUGCAUCGAUCAAGUUUUCCCUGACAGGAAAAUUGUUUUCAAAAGAAUUAGGGGAGGGGGCAAAGACUGUGGAAUUGUAAAAAAUCUGAUUUUAUUGCUGUUAUAUGCCUGUUGAAAGAAAAUACUGUAAAAUUGUUUUUAUAAUUUUUAAUGCCUUGAUUUAAAGAUGAUUUUGAAUUAAAGAUACUAUUGAUGAGGAUGAUCUUUGUAAAUAGAAUUGUAAAAAUAUAUUUUAAUGAAAAGUAGUUCAAUUUUCAUGUUCAGUUAUAAUGUCACUAAGAAGUGAUGACUGUCAUAUCGUAUAGCCACCAUUUUUGUGACCAGUAGGCUAUUUGGUGUGUCUGCAACAAAUGAUUACAUUUCCAACUACAAAUGUGACUCCAUUCUUUGAGAAUAAAGCUUCACAUUAUAUUAAAGGACAAGCCCCUAUUGCUUGGUAUAGGCAAUAACUUGAGGAAAAAUACAACUUUGAAACUUAAAGUGGUUUUGAAUCACAGAUAAUCCCUUACUGUCAUGCCCUGAAAUAAAAAAAAUGAAUGGAGGGGAAUUGUGUAGAGCAAACGAUUUCUGUCUUAGAUGAUCAUUCCAUACAAUGGAAUGCAAAACUGUAUUUGGUGAAUGAUGUAUACUGCUUAGAUUUGUGGUUAUUUUCUAGCAGUAAAUUGACUUUAAUGUUUGAAUUGAUGUCGCAUCAUACAUAUAGCUUACUAAGCUUGUAUUCACAAAUGCAAUUUUAGGCUUGUCGGCUACUGGAUUAAUCUACUAUUUUAUGACCAAUUCAUUUAAAUAUGCAUGGAAUAGUGCCAGGUACUAUUCAUAUUUAAAUGAGUUGCCCAUAAAAAAGUAGGUUAAUCUAGUAACUGGCAGCCGAAAGUUGUAUUCGCGAAUACAAGCUUAGUUUUUAUCGUACCUAAAAAAUGGUACGAUAUUGUCGUCAGCUUGGUGGAUGGCAUCUCACUUGUCAUCACGAUUCCAGGAAAACCACUUCAUGGAUUUACUUCAAAUUUUCACACAUGUUACAUGGUAAAAAGUUCUCAAGCUGAUUAACUUUUUGGUGUUCAUCUUGCAUUCUGGUGGCCAUCGAGGGAGUUUCUAGAUAAAUCUUGCCAUCAUGAUUCCAUGAAAACCAUUCAAUGGAUUUACUUAAAAUUCUUACACAUGUUACAUGGUAAGAAUUUCUAGAACUGAUGAACUUUUCGGUGACCAUCUUGCUUACUGGGUCAACAAGCCCACACUGCUAUGUUUUAGGUACGAUAUUGUUCACAAUGUGCCUUGUGAUAAAGCCAUCAGAGUGGUGGCAUAGUGAACAACGUUUCAUAUCCUAGUUUGUUUAUACUGCAAGUUAUAGAUCAAUAUUGUUUUGACUGGGGUGUUCAAUGUAUACCAUAAUCACGGUGUUAUAGCAUGACGGAUACGCCACCUCUGAAAACGAGGUUAGUCGAAUACGAUCACUGAUUUAUCCAAUAAAAUGGCCACGAUGAAACAGAAAGCUAAGGUAGGUGCAUUAUUUUCUACUACUGCGUAUCAAUAAAAGCAUGAAAGAUUUAUGUAAGCGUCGCAUUCGGUGAUGUAUUCAGUAAUGUUUAUUUUGAACGUAAACUUUGCAAAUCGACGCCCAUGGAUAACAUGAAAUAAGCGAAAAACUGUCGAG
Messenger RNA from Owenia fusiformis, 12857 nucleotides. Lineage: Eukaryota; Metazoa; Annelida; Polychaeta; Sabellida; Oweniidae. The record is from the annotation of a GenBank genome assembly.